AUGGCUGACGCCGCAAUUUUCCCCAUUGCCGAAGUUGUGGACGAACAAAGAAUCGAUGACAGCAUAGCCAUCUGGUACAAAUACUCUGCUCAAUUGGAGAGCGGUUUGGACUUUAACCGCAACGUGGAGGAUGCUCUUUCACCGCCCAGCCCGAGAUCAGGCCAUAGUGAAGACGAGCUCUACGACUAUGAAGAUUUGAUCUUUGCAUACAGCGAUGAAUUGUCAGAACAGGAUUUGGUUCUUUCUCGGCACAGUUCUCGAAUUAAAGCAACGGAGUCGAGCGACUCCAGCUCAAAUGGAAGUCAUACAAUGACUAUGGCUCGCGACGAUAAAAGUUUCUGGGCUGUCACCGCUUCGCUCCUUGGUCCCGACUUCGAUUUUGAUGCAAGGAGUAUCAAGGAUCAAGUCAGAGUUUCCGUAACACCAGAAUUGCGACGGAGGACCAGGGCCAACGCUUUACUAUUGUCUAUGUCUAAGUCAAGACCAGAUCUCUCCCGGGCAAUUCCUCUUCAAUCCAGUCCCACCCUUACACGCAGCCGCCAAGACGAUCCCAUCACCGCAUCCAUAGUUUCAAUGUCGCUCCACGAGACUCUAACAUCACUCGGGCAGGCUUGGUUCUUGUUUACAAGCUCUUGGUCACUUCAGACUUAUAUUGAUACUCUCAAACACUCUCAUAAGUUCGGCGUCUGUUUUCUAGAUCAAGACGGCUCUCGGUGUUGCUGUAUCAUGCGUGCGCGAGGAACCAAAAGGAUAUACUCACUCCCAGCAUCAUAUUAUUGGGGCUCUGAGGACUUGGCUGCAAGUCACGAAUUCCCACACCCGGGCUGUAAAGCCACAUUUUGGUGGUGUCUUCCGUACUCCUCAACCACGAAUCCUGAUCCCGAACGAAUAUCCGCUCAGACUGAAUUAGAUCGGAGGUACGAGACUGCAAAGCUCUUAGUCCAAACCUUCAGAUCAAAGGCAAUCAGUGUCAGGACCGCCAGGCAAGAUCUCGAAGCAGCGUACAGACAACUAAUUGUGGACCUUCCUGCACGAGAGAAGCUUGCAGGAAGGUUCGGUUUCGAGGCUAUGAAUACAGUGUUACAGCUCGGCGAGCUAGCCGAGGCAUCAGGAAUGUUCUCCGAAGCUCGCAGUUGGAAUUGUGAUCUCGUUUCUCGACGUGCUCGCCGCCUAGGGCGCAACUCGGAACACACUUGCCGAGCUCGAUAUAAGCUCAGCUCACUGCUUCUGAAGGUUGGAGACUACGAUGCCGCGAGGGAUGUCUGCAGGGAAAAUCUGCAGAGUCUUCACGACGAACCAGUAACAAGCUCGUUACUUGUGCGACAAAAUGUUCAAGCAUGCAUGAUAGCGAGGAAGCGGCGGCGACUUGAUCAAGCGAUGGAAGUGUUACCUCAUUUAUGGACUUUGGAACGUUGGCACGAGAAUGAUUUGCAAUCGAGAGAUGAAGCUCUGGGUGUCCUGGCCCAGGUAUGUCUCUUCCGUCAUCAAUUUACAGAGGCAGAAGGUUGGAUCAGGAAGAGAAUUACGUUGUUCAACAGCCAGCAUAAAGAGAAGUUCCAUUUCGGAGAGUCGAAGCAAAAAGGAGGUGUCUAUUUCAGGCUCGGCUAAAAUACGCGAUAUCGUGUAUUGAUACGAAAUCGCUCCAGAAUCGAUAUCGUAUCGUAUCAUUGAUACUAGUAUUGAUAUAGCCUAGCUCACAGGGGCCCCCUGUACCAAAAAUCACCCUACCAAG
This is a messenger RNA of Mollisia scopiformis, 1732 nucleotides long. RefSeq lists its product as uncharacterized. The transcript has 2 exons. Gene Ontology annotation, molecular function: protein binding. The record is from RefSeq and is a predicted model, not a curated record. Bases 1 to 1608 code for a protein of 535 amino acids. NCBI's taxonomy places the organism in Eukaryota, Fungi, Ascomycota, Leotiomycetes, Helotiales, Mollisiaceae.